Rana temporaria (common frog) is the source of this 2649-nucleotide messenger RNA. RefSeq names its product rootletin-like. The record is from RefSeq and is a predicted model, not a curated record. The transcript has 2 exons. The coding region runs from base 988 to 2553 and encodes 521 amino acids. NCBI's taxonomy places the organism in Eukaryota, Metazoa, Chordata, Amphibia, Anura, Ranidae.
UUUGUUGCCAUUGUUACACAAAACUUCUUAUUCACAGUGAUGGGCGAUGGGGGGAGGGGGCUGGAGAAUCUCAGCUCUGAUUACAUACAGAGCCCGGGGGAGGGGACACACACACCUAUUUACAGUAGAGGAAUAUGAAGGGGAAAAUUUUGAUUGGGCAGUUUAAUAGGGGCAAAUUUGAUGGGGACAGUUUUGAUGGGGGCAGAGGGACAUUUGGAAUAGAUUUAUAGUCAUGAAUGUAAACUGGUUUGUUGAACAAUAUAGCUCAUUAUUUGGACAUUUAAAUUCAUUUCCUUUGUUUUUAUUUCAUCAGAUCCCACGUCCACGGAGACCGCUGAUACCGAGACAUUCAAGAAGCACCAAAUAAACCUGAAAACACAAUGGAAGACUCCUUCAGUUGCUUCCACUGAGACCGCUGAUACCAAGACGGUCAGGAAGCAACAAAGAAACCUGGAAACACAAAGGGAGACCCCUUCAUAUGCUUCCUCUGAGACCGCUGAUACCGAGACGGUCAGGGAGGACCAAAGCCACCAAGAACCACAAUGGGAGACCCCUUCAGUCACUUCCCCUGAGACCGCUGAUACCGAGACGGUCAGGGAGGACCAAAGCCACCAAGAACCACAAUGGGAGACCCCUCCAGUCACUUCCCCUGAGACCGCUGAUACCGAGACGGUCAGGGAGGACCAAAGCCACCAAGAACCACAAUGGGAGACCCCUCCAGUCACUUCCCCUGAGACCGCUGAUACCGAGACGGUCAGGGAGGACCAAAGCCACCAAGAACCACAAUGGGAGACCCCUCCAGUCACUUCCCCUGAGACUGCUGAUACCGAGACGGUCAGGGAGGACCAAAGCCACCAAGAACCACAAUGGGAGACCCCUCCAGUCACUUCCCCUGAGACCGCUGAUACCGAGACGGUCAGCGAGGACCAAAGCAAUGUGGAGAUACAGAGAGAGACCCCUCCAGUCACUUCCACUGAGGAGGUCCCCAUGAUGUCUCCAACAAUGACAAUGACAACGACAACAACAACAACAGAGACCAGUACUUAUAAUACAGGAUUAGUAUUAAUCGAUUUAUGUGUGCAACUUAUCACCAAGACCUUCUAUCAACUGAAGAGAAAUGGCUACCUUCCAUUAGCAUUCAUCUUAGCUGGAGUCGGUCUUCUAGUAGUCAUCGUCAUCAUUUCGAUAGUUAUAAUUUGUUACUGCAAGAAAAGACGCAUCAUGAUGGAGCAAAGCAGAGAUGUGGAAAGAGGAAUCACUGAGAGGAACAAAACGCAAACACAGCUGACUGAAGUGUGCAUAAUAAAGGAAAAAAGACACACAUUGACGGAAGAAGUUUCAGCGAUGGAAGAAGAACUCUCAGUGACUAAACAAAAACUUGCAGAGGUGCAAGAACUCGCAGUGAGGAAAAAAGAAGAACUCGCAGCGAGGGAAGAACAACUUGCAAAAAUGCAAGAAAAACUUGCAGAGACGCAAAGACUCGCAGGGAGCAAAGAAGAACUCGCAGUUAGGGAACAACAACUUGCAAAGAUGCAAGAAAAAUUUGCAGAGACGCAAGAACUGACAGUGAGGAAAGAAGAACAACUCGCGGUUACGGAAAAACAACUCGCAAUUAGGGAAGAACGACUCGCAGUGUGGGAAGAACGACUUGCAAAGAUGCAAGAAAAAUUUGCAGAGAUACAAGAACUUGCAGUGAGGAAAGAACAACUCACAGUUAGGGAAGCACAGGGCUGGCUGUCCUGGCUUUUCAGCGGCCCUGGGGAAGAACAACCACAAUGGGAGACCCCUCCAGUCACUUCCACUGAGACCGCUGAUACCGAGGCGGUCAGGGAGGACCAAACCCACCUGGAACCAGUGAGGGAAAAACAACUUGCAAAGAUGCAAGAAAAACUUGCAGAGACGCAAGGAGAACUGUCAGUGAGGGAAAAACUUGCAGAGACGCAAGGAGAACUGUCAGUGAGGGAAAAACUUGCAGAGACACAAGGAGAACUGUCAGUGAGGGAAAAACUUGCAGAGACGCAAGGAGAACUGUCAGUGAGGGAAAAACUUGCAGAGACACAAGGAGAACUGUCAGUGAGGGAAAAACUUGCAGAGAUGCAAGGAGAACUGUCAGUGAGGGAAAAACUUGCAGAGACACAAGGAGAACUGUCAGUGAGGGAAAAACUUGCAGAGACGCAAGGAGAACUGUCAGUGAGGGAAAAACUUGCAGAGACGCAAGGAGAACUGUCAGAAACUAAAAAUGAACUGGCAGUGAAGGAAAAAGAACUUACAGAGACAAAAGAAAGAUUGUCAGGCCUACAAAAAAUGCAUCAAGACACACUCAUGGAGAUAGAAGAAAAAGUCACAGCCAUGGAAGGAGAACUCGCAGUGACGAAAGAACAACUAUCAGCGACUAAAAAAAAGUGUGGUAAGGGAACAAGAACUCGCAGUUCAAAGAUGCAAGAGAAAUUAGCACAGACAAAAAAAAAAAGAACUACCAGUGAAAAAAGAACUCGCAGUGAGCAAGAAGAACUUGCAAGAGGAAUUUGCAGAGAUGAAAGAACUAAAAAAUAAGUGAGGGAAGAAGACCAAGACUAAAGCGGAUGCCCGCCAAUUUUUUUUUUUUAAAGUCAGCAGCCACAAAUACUGCAGCUGCUGACUUUUUAAAAA